This is a messenger RNA of Paramacrobiotus metropolitanus, 1226 nucleotides long. RefSeq lists its product as uncharacterized. Lineage: Eukaryota; Metazoa; Tardigrada; Eutardigrada; Parachela; Macrobiotidae. The record is from RefSeq and is a predicted model, not a curated record. Bases 319 to 900 code for a protein of 193 amino acids. The transcript has 4 exons.
UUCACUUCUGAGACUGCUUCCUAAUGACAAUUUCCUAGCGUUGUGAACUGUGGUGUGAAUUGGAUAAAGAGACAGCAAUACUUGUUCCUUCUGAUGUACAUGAUCGUUCCCGGAUUAUUGCAUAGAAUACAGGUUUGCUCGUGACACAAUCGUCCUAGCUCUUGCCAAUCCUCGCAGGACUCGCGACCGGAAGUUGUGAUUAGCUCGUUCCUGAGGGAUUCCUGAAUUCUUGUGUUCCUGGAUCGUUCGUCAUUUCUCUACCAUAGUUCUUCUGUUACAGUUUGAGAGAGGUUUGAUCUAGGCUCCGGUCCUAACUCAAUGCGUCCACCAUACCCAGACACCCUGGAGAUCUACGAAGAACAGUAUGGCAGCCGCAGACUGGUCAAAAGCAUGAGGGGGUACCAAUCAGCGCUGAGCAAUCCGACGUCCGUUGCCCAGCUGCUGUCGUACUACACUCACCAGCCAUCGUUCUCCCUUCAGUAUCUCCGACAGGGGCAGGGGUCCGUGCUCUUGCACGAAGUGCUGAUUGACUUUGUUGUUGUCGAAGGUUCUUCCAAUCCCGGGAACACCUACUGCAGCGCCCUGCGCGGUUACGUUAAUAGUGACUAUAUAUGUGACCACGAUUACGAGACGGAUCGCUGCAACUGUCCGUCUAGCUACACUGACACUCCUUUCCCGAAUCCGGCAAACGCGCGCGAUGCAAUCUGUGGCCCAACUACUCAGUACACCAAGACUGUCUCCGUUGGCAAGGUUAUCGGAGUCCUUGCGGGAGUCGCAGGUUUUAUUUGUAUUAUCCUUGGUGUGAACCACUAUUUUCGGCGCCGACGUCGCCUGCGAGCCGCGUAUGCACCGUAUCAGCGGUUGCUGUCUUACCAAAACACCCCGCCAUCUUACAGUUAGCAGGCAUAUGCGCUGCCGUACUGCAGUGGCAGCCACCCAAUACGGGACAAAACACCGAGACCUGUACUUAUAUGCCGCCUCAAUAAGUUGUGAACAUAUCAUGCCAAAGAAAUCAACAAAUGCUGAUUUUCCCAUGUUUCCCAUAUUUGUAAUCCAUUGAUCUUUUCAGCACGUUAUGGUUUCUGCUAAAAUCGUACAGUUUUACAUUUCUGCUACAAUUUCUUCGACGGACCCAAAGUCGGGUACACCUAUCUAUUCUUGUGGCAUCAUAAUAAGUAUAAUAAUAACUUCUCAUGAAUUGACCGAAAGUAAAGCUAAGUCUAAAA